Molecule: messenger RNA, 339 nt
Organism: Fraxinus pennsylvanica
Lineage: Eukaryota; Viridiplantae; Streptophyta; Magnoliopsida; Lamiales; Oleaceae
Source: the annotation of a GenBank genome assembly
AUGCAGACACAGCACAAGACUGAAAUGGAUAAAAUGGAUGGAAAGUUUGGAGCACCAUCAGUAAUAGCAGUGCCUCCUGUUCAACAGAUGUCUCGUAUAGAUCAACCUGUCCCUCCUCAAGUCGGUUAUCCACCCCCACCACCAUAUGGCUAUCGCCCAACUCCUCCAGGCUAUGGCCAUCCCCCUGGUUAUCCCUCACCGCCACAACCACUAGCUGAGGGCUACACUUCACCUCCACCACAACCCCAGGGCUUCCACCCAGCUACUUAUCCUCCUCAAGGUUAUGGUUAUCCUCCGGCAAAUUAUCCUGCUCAUCCCCCACCUGAUAACAAUAGGUGA